AUGGCUUCGUUUCAGCUACUUCCACCAUAUCUUCCUCUUCACCAACUUCACUUCUCUCGCCCAAGCUCCAGAAACUUAAUUGCUAAACCUUCAGAACCUCUAAAGCACCAAACUUUGAAGCCCCGCUAUCUGCUUAAACCACCCAAAUCACACAAGCUAAACCCACCCAGAGCUUCCAUUAAUGGCGAGGACAACGGAAGCAUCGAGUCCAGCGAACCCACUCGGCGAGGCAGGAAAAAGGGUCCCACUUCCUCUUCAUCUUCUUCAGCAACAUCUCCACUGAAAAAGACCAAGCGUUUGAAAAAAGCCCAGGUCGAAAAUGGCACAGUAGAAACUGCCAAACCCACAAUCCAAACCGAAAACCCAGACUCUGAGCUCGAAGAUUACGAGGACGGCAUCGAUUUUCCGUACGACGACCCUCCUCUGGUCUGCUGCUUCGGCGCCGUGCAGAAAGAGUUUGUUCCCACGGUUCGGGUCUCCGACAACCCAAUGCACCCGGACAUCUACUCGCAGUGGAAGAUGCUCCAGUGGGACCCGCCGGAGUUUGUGAGGGCCCCAGGCGGGUCGCCGUCCAACGUGGCAAUUUCGCACGUGCGGCUCGGCGGCAGGGCCGCGUUCAUGGGCAAAGUUGGGGACGAUGAUUUUGGGGAUGAGCUGGUGUUGAUGAUGAACAAGGAGAAGGUUCAGACGCGUGCGGUGAAGUUCGAUAGGAAUGCGAAGACUGCUUGUACUUAUAUGAAGAUUAAGUUUGAUGAUGAGAAAAUGUGGGCUGAGACUGUGAAAGAGUCAGCUGAAGACUCUUUGCUCAGCUCAGAACUUAACCUAGCUGUGCUCAAAGAGGCCAGAAUGUUCCACUUCAGCUCAGAAGUUUUGACAUCUCCCUCAAUGCAAUCGACCCUUUUGAGAGCAAUGUCUUAUUCAAAAAAGUUUGGGGGGCUUGUGUUUUUCGAUGUGAAUUUGCCAUUGCCUCUAUGGAAAUCGCGUGACGAAACCAGGAAAUAUAUGGAGAGAGCCUGGAAUGAAGCAGACAUAAUCGAGGUUUCGAGGCAGGAAUUGGAAUUUCUUCUAGAUGAAGACUAUUAUGUGAGGAAGAGGAAUUACAGGCCCCAAUACUAUGCUGAGGAGUUUGAACAGACCAAGAAGAGGAGAGAUUAUUACCAUUACACGCCUGAAGAAAUAUCUCCUUUAUGGCAUGACGGACUUAAAUUUUUGUUCGUGACUGAUGGAACGCUUCGGAUUCAUUACUAUUCCCCUUCAUUUCAUGGUGUUGUGAUUGGAACAGAAGAUGUGCUCAUAACCCCAUUCACUUGUGAUAGGACUGGCUCUGGGGAUGCAGUUGUAGCUGCUAUUAUGAGAAAGCUGACCACAUACCCUGAGAUGUAUGAAAAUCAGGAUGUUUUGGAAAGGCAGCUUCGUUUUGCAGUUGCAGCAGGAAUUAUAUCGCAGUGGACGAUCGGUGCUGUUAGAGGGUUUCCUACAGAAAGUGCAACUCAAAAUCUGAAGGAGCAGGUUUAUGUACCUUCAAUGUGGUAG
This is a messenger RNA of Prunus armeniaca (apricot), 1533 nucleotides long. NCBI's taxonomy places the organism in Eukaryota, Viridiplantae, Streptophyta, Magnoliopsida, Rosales, Rosaceae. The record is from the annotation of a GenBank genome assembly.